AUGAGCAUUAUGAGCUCAACCAAUAAUCUUCAGACAAAGACCAAACAGUAGAUUGAUGGAGUAGCUUUUAGCUUCAGUGAAGAAAAGGUUCAAGCUCAGGAGAGAGCUUUUAUUAUAAGAAACCCAAGCAAGCCCAGGGAUUAAACAGUUAACAACAACAUAAAUCAUAAUUUCAAUAAUAGCACUAGUGGCAACUAUGAUAACAUAUCUUCUCUUCUCAAAAGGUAGAGUAUAGCUACUUAAGAUGAUACUACGAAUAACAAGACUUAGUUUCCAUCACACCAAAAGCAGUAACUCAUCAAGGAGGAAUAUCAAAUGGGUUUACAGUAGCAAACAGUGCUUGGAUAUCAGCAUUAGCACAGUUUGCCUUCAAAAUUCAUACUUAAGAAAGACUCAGUGUCAAGUAUCAAUUACCAGAACAGAAAUAACUACUCUUUGAUAAACUAGGUGCUGAAGAACAUUUAGCAAUAAGACUCCAAGAAUUAAAGUUACUAUCAUACUGAAGAAGAUGAGAAAUUGCCAUAACUUAGAAAAGGGAAAUAAUAGACAAGCCAAAGUAAGGAGUUUUAGAAGUUUUAGAGCGACCUUAACUAUUAGAUGCAUCAUAGCGGAGGAAAGCAAGAGGCGGAAAACGGAUACACUAAUGCUGAAAAAAGAAGUAUUGGUCAGACGAAGAUACGAAAAGCUGCUAAGAGUGUAAAUCCUAUCUCCAAAGGCCACCAAUAAUUGAUUUAUACAUAGGGAUCUUAGACUUUGAAACAAGCAACUUAGAGGCAAAAUACCUAUACUGAACUGGUUAUGAAUAAUCAUUCCUAAGUCACAGUAAUUGAUGAUAAUUAUAUGAUGAGUAAGGGUAGACUUCCACCAUAAAAGUUGAGAUAGAUAGACGAAGAGUUAAACAAUACUGGCAACUUGACACCAAAUAACAAAACAGACAACAGUUAGAGUCUAAUAAAGCAAGAAGGUAGCUCAAGAUAGAACAAGCUAGAGAGAUUAAAGAUCGAUCAAGAUAUGAUUAAUUUCUAGAUGGGCUAAUAGUAAUAUACUGUUAAUACACCUAAUUCAAAGGGAUAAGUUAAGAAUGUAGAAAAGAAGAUAAAACUUAAGAAGCAAAAUGAAUUAAAGUAGUAUAAGACGAAGUUAAAGAACCAGUAUAAGAGAUCUAUAGACGAAAUAUCAGAUUUAGGAAGUAUGGGAGCUGCUUAUAUCGGAAGUGCUUUUAGUAAUACGUCAACUCUGCCAUUUUCAAAACAAUCACAACUCACUAGCACAAAUGCAUCAGGAAUGAAGAAAAUUCUAGGAUUCUCUUAAUUGACCUCAACUCGUAACUUGAUCGGAGAUGGUUUCAAAUUCUAAGUCCUAAAAGGUAAUAAUGCAAAGCUUGUUCAGCGGGUGCUCUCAAAUAGAUAUUGGUGGACUGAGAUGUCUACAUACUCUAAACCUCCUUAGUUCAAAUGGAGUCCCUGCUCAAUAAAGGCAGAUUUUCCCAAGAUGAAUUCAUAUAAGUAGAUUAUUAAUCACUUUGAGAAUCAUAGAGAGAUCACUAGAAAAGAUGAGCUUCUUAUUAACCUUACUCACUACUUUUCAAAUCAAAACUUAAAUGUCUUCGACUAUGUUCCCGUUACAUUUCAAAUUAUAAUUCCAGAGGGCAAGUCUUAGAACUUGGAACUCUCUCUAAAGAAAUUCUAGUUAUGCUAUGACACACUCGAUAGAAAUAAAUACACAGUAUUAGAUAUUCUCAGAUCAUCUAAAAACUAGAUAGCAAGUUAAAAUUUUGCAGACAUCGAGAAAUCACUGCAGAUCAAAUACUAAUUGAGAAAUCAUUUCUAAAAGUAUAAUCCCCUUUAGAUAGUAAUGCCCGUAUGUCAUUUUGUGGGAGGGAAUAUGUGGGUACUCAAGACAACGAGUUAAAAUCGUGGUCGUGGCAUUCAUGUCUUUAAAUCUUAUAAAUAGCUUAAAUAGCUGAUUAGGCAGUACAUAUUUCAAUCAAACGAUGAAUCAAGCUAUUAAAACAAGGGAUCAGUUCCAGGAGGAACUCAGAGUAAUGGGUUUCAUUACAUUCCAAAGACUCUUAACUUUGUAAUCUAGAAAUACAUCGAGAGGCCAAUGCUAAUAAACAAAAGAAAAUUUGACAUAAGAGUCUGGGUGCUAGUUAACUAGGAUAUGGAUGUCUUCUUUUUCAAAGAAGGGUAUCUGAGAACAACAUGUGCUGAAUAUAAACUUGAUAAUGUUGAGGAUCAAUAUAUACAUUUAACUAACAACGCUGUAUAGAGAAAUGCCUCAUAAUACGGAUAGUUUGAAGAUGGAAAUUAAUUGUCUUUUUAGGAUCUUCAGAGAUAUAUUCAAGAGCAUUAUAAAGGGUAGGUAAAGAUUGAUGUUUAUGAAGACUUAGUCGAAGAUAUGAAGUAUUAGGUCGUAAAAACCCUCGAAUCAAUUAAGAAAAAACUUAACUCAGAGAAUAGAAAAUUUUGCUUUGAAAUAUUUGGAUUUGAUUUCAUUAUAGAUCAGGACUUUAAUGUGUGGCUUAUAGAGUGUAAUACUAAUCCUUGUCUCGAUGAAAGUUCUGGACUCCUUCGAAUUUUAUUGCCUAGGAUGCUUGAUGAUGCCUUCAAACUUACCAUUGAUAAAAUCUUCCCCAAUCCUAAAGAUGUUUAUCUAUAAAAUAGUAACAACAUAUCAUUGAAAAUUACAAGUAAAAACAAUGCUUUAGCUUAAAAAGAUCCUCUUUAGAGGAGAGAUACUGAUUAUAAAUUUUCUAAGUCCUAGUCUAAUUGGAAAAAUCUUAAAACAUCAUACGCAGAUCAGGCAAAUUAUAUAGGGAGCUAAGAUUCAUCGAUUUAUCCAAUUGAGGGAUAUUCAGACUAUGCUAAUUUAUGGGAUAAGCUGAUGAACUUAACGUCAGGAUCUAAUUAUCUGAAAGUAAAUGAGAGACGAAUAAGAAGUGAUACUGUCCUCUACUCUCCAGAAGGAGUCGAGUUCUUCGCUACAUCAUUUAAAUCUUACAAAGAGCAUUAGUCUAUGAAAGCUUAGUAAUUGAAGAGUGUGACUAACAGAUUAUCACCAAACUUCUUAAUCCUUCAGACCUCAUCACAAAUCAAUAAUUCGAUCAUUGAUAAGAACGAUUAGUCUCAUAAUGAAAGUAAAAUUGCUGGUGGAGGCCGAAAUAACUUAGUAACUGCUGAUUCCAAUAUGCUUUUGAUUAGUGGUAAGAAUACAGAAAUUUAAAUUGAUGAGAAAUACAAAAAAUAUGUCAAACUUACUUAGUCAAGUGAAUUCAAAAACCAGAGUUAGUUAGAUUGA
Molecule: messenger RNA, 3300 nt
Organism: Stylonychia lemnae
Lineage: Eukaryota; Ciliophora; Spirotrichea; Sporadotrichida; Oxytrichidae
Source: the annotation of a GenBank genome assembly